AUGAUGAAAAGCUAUUUAUCGGAGGAAGAUAAAUUGAAGUUAACCAUAAAAAAAAACUACUUGCUGAGAGAUGCCAUUAGGACGAAAAUUUUGAACGACCUGAAUAGGUUGUCGUACCUUUGCUCAGAUGAGAAAGACGAGCUGAACAGAAGGGAAAGACAAAAGCAGGGAUUCAUCGGGGAGAGCUUGGAGUACUUUCCCGAAUUCAAGGUAGAGAAGCGGCCCAAGCUAGAGGAAGAUGAAACGACGGUGACGAGAAACAGGAGGCUUCUGCAAGUGGGCCUGUUUGAGCAUUUGAAAAAAGCCAAGGAUGCCCUGGAACAGGAAAAAAGCAAUGAAACGGUCAUCAGGCAGCAAAUGCAAAAUAAAAGAGUGGAACAAAAAUUACAGGAAGAAAAGAAAAAAUUUGAAAAAUACCAACUUGACUAUAUAGAAGAAAAAAUCAUUACACACAUUAAAGAAAUAAAAAAUGUGGACUCUCAGAUAAAAACAGACGAAGCGAAGCUGAUGAAAUUAAAUUUAAUUAAUCAUUAUGAGAAGAUGAAGAAUUUCAUAAGUACCAAUUGCCAGCCAACUAUUUUUUGGUGCCCUUUUAAAUUUGACUCCAAAACGGAAAUGCUGCAAAAGGAGACGGACAAUUUUAUUAGAAAAAAAAUCGACGCAAUUAAGGAAUCGAAUUAUGAGGUGGACUUUCAGGAAGAGCCUUGGCUGCGCCAGUUUCAAAACUUAAAAGAAAUGGUGCGACGACGCAACGGGGCAGCGGGAGAAGAGACGGUAGAGAAGGACGCGCUGGAGCACGCAGAGGAGGCAGACGAGGAAUCAAAGCAAGACGAUGAGAACGAGGACAACGGGGAAGACAGGGAACACCUCGCGAGAGAGAAAUCCCCCAAUGGAAGUCACUACACUGAUGAGAAAGAGAAAGAGAAAGAUACGCAGGGCACCCCCAAGAAAAGCACCAGUAAUGACACCGACGUGAACACAUUCCAAAGGGGUAAUACCUUCCCUGGAGGGGGCUGUAAAGGCAGUGACGAAUUUUACCCCGACAGCAUUGGCUAUGAGGACUUGAAAUGUAGGGAGGCGCGCGAGGCAAACGAGGCGCAUGGCGCGGAUGGAGCAGGUGAGCCAAACGAGACCAUCGAGCUGGAUGAAGCGAACGAUACGAUCGAACUGGAUGAAGCGAAUGUGACGAACGAAGCGGACGAGGCCAACGUCACGAAUGAAACGGAUGAGGCCAACGUCACGAAUGAAACGGAUGAGGCCAAUGUGACGAACGAAGCGGACGAGGCCAACGUCACGAAUGAAACGGAUGAGGCCAAUGUGACGAACGAAGCGGAUGAAGCCAAUGUGACAAAUGAAACGAUCGGUGACAAUGACGCCCAGGGGGAAGACGCCGACGCGGUUGAGAAAAAUGCGGGGAAAAAAAAAAGGGGAAGGCCCAAAAGAAAAAGGAGGUGA
Molecule: messenger RNA, 1455 nt
Organism: Plasmodium inui San Antonio 1
Lineage: Eukaryota; Apicomplexa; Aconoidasida; Haemosporida; Plasmodiidae
Exons: 4
Coding region: 1-1455 (484 amino acids)
Cellular component (GO): catalytic step 2 spliceosome
Source: RefSeq, a predicted model, not a curated record